This is a messenger RNA of Musca domestica (house fly), 2602 nucleotides long. Its product is annotated as E3 ubiquitin-protein ligase Godzilla-like. NCBI's taxonomy places the organism in Eukaryota, Metazoa, Arthropoda, Insecta, Diptera, Muscidae. Bases 1002 to 2531 code for a protein of 509 amino acids. Gene Ontology annotation, cellular component: nucleoplasm; cytoplasm. The transcript is spliced from 12 exons. The record is from RefSeq and is a predicted model, not a curated record.
CGUUUUCCCCAAACCAUUGGCGUUGACAACACUCGACAAUUCAAUUAGAAUUUUUUUUCUUUUGUGUAAAGUGGAUUUAUUUGGAGAAGAAUUACAAAGAUUUUUCAACGAAAUUAAUUACAUUUUGUGGAUAAAAAUGUGUUCGCAAAUAAAAUAACAACUACGGUUUAGCGUGCAAGCCGAAAAUUGUUCUUUGGAAUCGGCCAAAACGUCGAGAAAUUAACGAAAAUGAUUUGUGGGAUCGUAAUUGAACGCAAUUGAAACGAGAAAAACAGCAGCAAGAAAAAGAGAAGAAUAGAAACAAAAAAGGCAAAAGCAACGAUACGACGAGAAAAACAAUUUGAUUUCACGAUAUUUUUUCUACUAGAAACAAGAAAAAAAAAGAAAAACAAAAUUAAGUGUGUGUAAAGAAAGGAAAAGCAAUUCAUUACAACAUAUUGGCAUUGUCCUCCUCCUUCUUCCGAAAAAAAACGCUCAACACCCAGAGGGAAUUAGUUGAUCAAACAUUACAAACAUUGCGUAUAACUACAUGGGCAUACAAAUGCAACUUGUAAUAGGAAAUUUGUUAUCAAACCUCAUCAGCAACAAGAUCAGCAGGAGCAGCAAAAGCAACAGCCGACGGAACAACAACAGCAGCAGCACAGCAUCAAUCAAAUCAGCUACGAGAACGACAACAAAUAUUCGAUCCACUUUAAAAGAUUUCUUUGUUUGUAGGGGACCAAAAACACACAAAACAACAACAGCAGCAAGAAAAGAAAAAAGCGGCGACGACUGCAAACAAAAUACAACGAUAUCAUCUACGUAGAGUCAAGAAGAACCUCGGCAGCAAGUAACGUCAUAUAGCCACAAACAAAAAAAAAAAAAAUAAGGAGAAACACCAACAAAUUCUGCCUGUGUAGGAGAACAAGACACGGCUGCCAUUAACACUGCAGGCAGCAGGUCACAGGCCCAUUCAACGAUUGGAAGCUCUGCAAACCUCUGCAUUUUUUUGGCCAUCUAUAAUGGAGUCUUUAAAAUGUAGCCGCCUUGUGACACCACUUCUGAUAGCCUGCACAUGUAUUUUAAGUCCAUUGCUGGAAGUUGAUGCCCACAUUUUGGUGUAUCGACGCAUUACCAAUCAGCUCAUUGAAGAAUACAAUGAUAUGCCUGCCCAAUUUGGACCCAGUCUCACAUCGAGCGGCAUUAAGGUGUUUGCGGUGCCAGCUGUACCCAGCGAUGCCUGUGACAAGAUAGCACCACCACCAACUCACAACCUUGGUUAUCCCAGCAAUGCAAAAUAUGCAGCCAUUAUACAAAGGUGGGCUGGUGUGGAUUGUACAUUCGAGUUGAAGGUACGCAAUGCCCAGGCGGCACGAUUCGAUGCUGUGGUUAUCUACAACAAUAACAGUGAUGAUUUGGAACACAUGUCAGCCCAAAAUUCCAGCGGUAUUAUGAUACCAUCGGUCUUUGUUGGCCAUACCACGGGCAUGAAUCUGCGAUCAUUCUUUACACCGGAAAUUGUUUUGGUCAUAAACGAUGAGCUGCCAUUCAAUAUCAAUACCCAAUUGAUUUUACCAUUUUCCAUUCUAAUUGGUCUAUGUUUUCUAACAAUGAUAUUCUACAUGAUCUACAGAUGUAUACGAGAAGAAAGAAAUUUGCGUCGCUACCGCUUGCCCAAGCGCAUGUUGAAAAAGCUGCCCAUCAUAAAGUUUACGAAAAACAGCAACAUUGCCUACGACACUUGUGUGAUCUGUAUCGAGACAUUUGCCGAGGGUGAUAAAUUAAGGGUCUUACCAUGCAAACAUCCCUAUCACAGCAAUUGCAUCGAUGUUUGGCUAACCGAAAACAAGCGCGAGUGCCCAAUUUGCAAGCGUAAGGUUUUUACGAAAGGCGAAGCCCGAUCACAACGGAAUCGACAGUCUUCAUUGGAUAGUAUAGUGGAUACUGAUGACGAUACCGCCCCAUUGUUACAACAAUCGUCGCAGAGUUCAUUGACAACAACAAUGUCAUCGAACAACUCCACACGUCAUGGUACAUUUCAACGGGGCUCCACACCGGGUGGUGGUGCAGCAGAUGUUACAUCGGAUGAUGAAAAUAUGCUAUCAUCAACCCCUGCUCGUCGCAUAAAUCCUUUGACCGUUCACCAAACCUACCACCCCACUUGGCGGCUCAACUUAACAGUGAUGGCUCAGAAGUAUUUGGUCCCUACCAAUAUUCAGAUGGUUUCCUACGGCCAAUGCAAAUGCCUCUACAUGGACGGCAGUGUGGCAGCGACGCCACGCUCCCAAUCGAUAGCUACACAUUCGUCAAAUAAUGUUCUAAAUCCGAAUUUAAGUGGUUCAUUUAAGGAGGAAGACGAUGAUGAGCCGCCGUACAGUGUAUAUAUGAACCGGCUAGUCCAACAACCGGUUGUGGAGAAUGAAACAGAUUCGGUUUUUAUACAAACACCUACCCAAGGUGGCAUAGCUGUGGCUGCAUUGCCCCGAGAUAGCAAUGAUGAACCAGUACACACAUCCCAUGCCACCCGCAGUAAUACGGCAAGAUUUUGGUAAUGGACAAAAAAAAGAAAACGAUUAGAUUUUUGUUUGUUGUAAAGAGGGAGGCGGAGGAGGAGUAGGGCGGA